AACGAAUGAGAGACAACAUGCGACUGUGUUAGCCUAGCGGAUGAAAACAAAAAAAAUAAAAAUUACAUCAAAGCACAGAGAAAGAGGAAGAGAUGGAGGCAGAGGCAGAGGCAGAAGGUGAAGAAGGUGCGAAGCUAAGCAUUUACAAGGCGGCGAGAAGCAUAAAGCGAAGAGAGAACAGUUUGUACAACGCACUGAGAUCCAUCUACCAAGACUCCAUCUUCGUCUCCGAGAUCUCUCUUCUAUGGCCUCAGCUCCCUCUCCUCGCCAACCUCCGCUGCGGCCUCUGGUACUCCCGCCCCGCCGCCUUCCACUCCACCUGCUACUUCAAGUCCACCGACGGCCACACCAACAACUGCUCCUUCACCACCGCCCGCCUCAACCUCCACGUCGCCCUACUCGCCGGACAGAAAGGAGGCUGCAUCAUCGUCGAUUCCACUCGAAGAGGAAAGCGCUUCCCUGAUAGCAUGUCUAAAACUAUACCCAUCUGGACCUCUGUUCUCAAUCGUGCCAUUAAAGACUUUCGUGAUUCUAAUGGCUGUCCUCUUGAAUGGGAUUGUUCCUUGCACCUUCCCCUGUGGGUUUCCCAAACUGAAAGAGCUUCCAUUGAGAGGCGGUUAGAUGAGUGGACUCUGUUACUGAAAGCAAGUGGGGCUGAUAUUGCCUCCCUUGCUGCUUGCUUGAGGAAACCCCUGCGCCCUCUCUGGAUUUCGCAGAAAACUGUCAUCUGGUUGAAUGAAGUGCCUCACCAUGAAUCUUGGGAUUUCACACCCAUCAUUCUUCUCUCCGCGUCGUCUUCUUCAUCGGUCGUUGGCGCGAGCCAACACAGGACUACCUCUGAGUUCAGCUGGAAUUACAUUCCCGGUGCUGGAGACGACGAAGAAAGCUGGGCUAGGGGUUUAACUCCUGCUUUCUUCUGGAAACAUGUUUAUGAUCUUAUUAACUCAGCUCCUGAAGUCUGUAACCAGAAGGUUGCAGAUAUAGUUGAAAAGAGUAGAGUAUCCCGUGCUUAUAGAGGAGAAAGUGCACCACAGAUCACAGUUAAACCGCUCAAGUCAGCCUCCCUUUCAUUGCAUGAAGAACCAUCAGUAGCUUGUGAUUUUUCAAACAUUAAAAUUGACUCCGAGUCUUCGGAAGAUUUUGGAAUAUCUUGGUUGGGCUCAACUAAUUUGGCAGUUGGCACGGCUCAAGCUGCUGCAGAUGCUGCUGAUGUUGAUUGCAUAUUGAAUUGUGAUCAGGAGUCAAUCUCUGUCUGUCUUCCCAGUGCUGAAUCAUAUUUGCAUCUUCCAAUGGUGACUUCAAAGUUUGAUCGGUUUUCAUUAUUAAACAAUCUUCCUAAAGCGGUUAGCUUUGCAAAGUUCAAUCUCAGCCUGGGAAAAAGACUUCUAGUCUGUUGUAAUAACGGGGAAGAUAUUAGUGUAUGCGUUUGUUUAGCAAUCUUGAUGUCAUUAUUUGAUGAAAAAGGUAUGUUUGAUGGUGGGAAAUCCUUCAGUGCAGCACAAGUCACUAAAUGGGAUAUGAGACGUAGGCUUGUAUUUGUCUGCAAGUUUGCAACAGAUGCUCGACCAUCCAGAGGAAAUUUGAGGCAAGUUUUUAACUUUCUAAUUGGUGGAAAAUUCAAUCAUCCUCUGGACACGGGAAGAGAUGAGUAAUUGGAAUUGCGAGGGCAGAUGAUUGAAUGAAUAUUUUUGGCCAUUCCUAAAACUUUCCGAGCUUAAUACCUUGGAAUCUUGGAUUUUGCAUUGCGCAGAUGUGAAACUAUUCCAAAGUCAGUUUUCAGAGAAUUGUUGUAUGCCUAAGUUUAUGCGAAAUUUGACAUCUCUCGAACCUAUGAUUCUUUUCAUGUUCUGGUCUGAAUACACAAAUACUGAGAUGUCUAUGACUAGGUUAUAGAGUAUAGACCCAUGUGAUGCACGUGUUAGACAUUCAAUUUUAUGGAUGAAUAAUUAAUAUAGAACAAUUAAAGUAUUUGGAAGGUUUA
Glycine soja is the source of this 1981-nucleotide messenger RNA. RefSeq lists its product as uncharacterized. Gene Ontology annotation, cellular component: cytoplasm. Gene Ontology annotation, molecular function: tRNA adenosine(64)-2'-O-ribosylphosphate transferase activity. Bases 93 to 1652 code for a protein of 519 amino acids. The transcript is spliced from 7 exons. Lineage: Eukaryota; Viridiplantae; Streptophyta; Magnoliopsida; Fabales; Fabaceae. The record is from RefSeq and is a predicted model, not a curated record. Gene Ontology annotation, biological process: charged-tRNA amino acid modification.